AUGGAAUUGCAGCAGAUUAAAAAGUUCCAUGGGUUCUGCAUGUAUGGGCCAGAGGCAUUUUGUGCAAUCUGUUUGAGGUUCAUGUAUCCAGAGGAAGUAAAGAUGUAUCAUCGAAGCAAUAUGAGAUUCCCUUGUGAGGAUUGGGGCAGAGCACCUUUGACCACUUGGCCUGUAAAAUGGAUUGAAUUAGACAGCAUGUAUCCGUACAACUUCACCAAGUUCAAUUUGGAUGGUCCAAUUGUGUGUGUAGAGUGUUCAAAAUUGGAUCCUCCUUUUAAAAAGUCGUUGAAGUAUCCAGGAGACAUACCCGUAUCAGUGGCAAGUCUCAAUUACCGAGAAAAGUCAAUGGUAUCACCUAUCAAACUGAUGACACAAAUUACACGGAAAUCCACCAUCACAACUGGCCGAAUUGGACAUUAUGAAAUGAAAGGAUAUUUGGCGUUGAAAAGCAAUUAUGAAUUUGCUUCUGUGGUGUAUGGAGGAAUGAUUGGGCUUCCAUAUCGUAGAGGAUUGCAACACGUAGAUAUUGAUAAAGUGAAAAAGGCAUACAUGGAUUUGUGCCAAGUAAAUCCAUUGUUAAGCCAGUGUAUGUUGGAUAUGGACAAAGCAGCAGAGACAGUCGAAUAUCAUGUGCGGGAAAACAAAAAGUUCAUUGAUAUGCAGAAUUGGAGAGAUAACAUAUUGAUGCCGACGGAAAAUGUGUCUCCAAUGGCUGCACAAGUGCCGUUUAAUGAUUUGGUUAUUGGGAGAUUACAUGACCAAGCUAUCUCGAUGGGUCAUCCAAGUCUGAUGAUGUUGUUGUUUCCUUAUCUUUUUGUGAAUGGUACUGGACACUAUUCCAUGGUCAAUGACAAGGAUCUUGAGGUUUAUAUCGAUAACCAAGUCAUUAGUGAAGAACGAGGUGGUGUGGCUUCAUCAAGACAACACUAUACAUUUGGUAGAUAUUCGAAGCAGCAAUUGUUAAAUGUGGAUCGUCGGUUUGCUCGUGACCCCGCAUUCUUCUUCUGGUGCUUUGAUUAUAAAGAAGAAAUGAAUAUCCAUUCUGCUAAACGACAUACAGUUCGUUCAAGUGGCCGUGAUUUGACAAAGAAUGACUUGGUUGAUGGGGAUGGAUAUUACAAGUACUCAAAUGUGACAAUUGUACCUCAUAACAUUAUUACUUCUAGUUAUGCUUACAAACGCUCGCAUUACUUGGAUUUGAAGACAAUGUGCGAUAAUCUUGGUGCUCCUCAGUUGUUUUUGACCUUUUCCUGUGAUGAUUCAGCUGCAUUUCUUAAAAGUGGAAUAGGAUUGAAGGAGACAUGGAGAGAUCCGGUGAUGUUUGCAAGCCUCUUUCAACGAAAGUGGAAGAAGUUUUUGAGGGUGUUGCACAAGCAUUUUGGGCCGACGGUUGGUGGCAUUACAGAUUGGUGCUAUGUUCUUGAGAUUCAAGACCGUGGAAGUCCUCACAUGCAUAUGGUUUUAUGGACAAAGAAGUCGGCAGAUGAAUUGCUAUCAGAUGACUCUGUGGUCUGUGCUCGUUUUCCUCCGAUCAACAGUCCUUUCCACAACAAGUUUCCGAUGUGUCUCAUUUUGAUGAAGAUGAUCAUGCUAUUUACAAGAGAGGAGCUGCUGUAUGUUCCUGGUGUUAUCGGUGUUCCUGAUUAUGAAUCUGAAUCAGAGUUUGGAUCUGCAUCUGGAUUUAAAUUGACACGGUUGACCGCUGGUGAUAAAGUGAAUAUCAAAGCAAAGUAUGAUGGUUUAGAUGUGAGGAAAAUGCGGAAAUUGUCAACAGGUACUGUUGCCGAAGAAAAGAUGAGAGAACGGGCAUUAAAAGAAGAUUAUGAGCAUUUGUUGUCACGACAAAAAUCUGGUCGUAAAAUGGAUCAUUUAUUUUUGUAUAAAAAUAAUGAGCUGGGAUGCGGCGAAUGUGGUUUAGUUGGAGGUGUGAAUACCACAAAAGAGCUCUCUGAUGCCAACUUUAAAAUGCCAAGAGUGAUGAGAGAUAUGUUGAUAAAGUUGGUGGGUUUAUCGCCGGCUUUGAAGAGAGAUCUUGUAAUUACAGGAUUUUAUAUUGGAGAAAUGAAAUUGAAGAUGGUGGUGUUGGAUAGCCCUUGUGGUUAUGUAACAAGAUAUGAUGUUAUGAAUGAUUCGUUGUAUCCUGAAGAUAAAUGCCAGCUGUAUCGAAAAUUGUCUGUUGUUGUUCGAGUUAUUGUUGGUGCUAGAAAGUUGAUGGAGCAAACUGCGUUCAAGCUGAUGAAUGAUACAACAGAAAUUUCGGUUGGAAAACAUCAAGUAGAACAUAUGAUACCUAGUUUUAUAUCUAAUUCUAGUAAUAAGAAGCGUAAGCAAGAAUUGUAA
Mucor velutinosus is the source of this 2340-nucleotide messenger RNA. It is a transcript of the gene MET12, whose product is annotated as methylenetetrahydrofolate reductase 1. The transcript is spliced from 6 exons. Lineage: Eukaryota; Fungi; Mucoromycota; Mucoromycetes; Mucorales; Mucoraceae. The coding region runs from base 1 to 2340 and encodes 779 amino acids. The record is from RefSeq and is a predicted model, not a curated record.